This is a messenger RNA of Drosophila albomicans, 4563 nucleotides long. Its product is annotated as RNA helicase aquarius. Gene Ontology annotation, biological process: mRNA splicing, via spliceosome. NCBI's taxonomy places the organism in Eukaryota, Metazoa, Arthropoda, Insecta, Diptera, Drosophilidae. Gene Ontology annotation, molecular function: helicase activity; mRNA binding. The coding region runs from base 85 to 4557 and encodes 1490 amino acids. The record is from RefSeq and is a predicted model, not a curated record. The transcript has 8 exons. Gene Ontology annotation, cellular component: catalytic step 2 spliceosome.
AAGUCGUUUUUGUAGCCGGCGUUUUGUUUUCGUUUAGUAAAUUUGUGAUUUUUGCGUUUUUUUUUGCUAAUUUAGAGUGCGAAAAUGAAGCGCAGAAGUCAAACCCAAGCCGCAGCUCCCAAGGAGACUAACAAAAAGGUCAAGGAAAAGUCGGGCGCCCUUACGCUGGACCAGUUUAGCUCUGAUGUUAUUUGGCAGCUUGCUUCCCAAUAUUGGUCUCCCGAUACUAAGGCGGAGCACUUGCCUUAUAAUGCAGGCAUCAUUGAGCAGAUUUACGCUGAUGAAAUGUCCAGCGGCAAAAGCAGCGCACGCCGCAUCAACAUGUUGGAAUUCAGUCAAUAUCUCGAACAGUAUUUGUGGCCCAAUUACAAGAGCGAGAAGGCAACACAUGCCCAUCUCAUGUCCAUUGUGAUCAUGGCCAAUGAAAAGUUUCGCGAACGCGUCGAAGUUUGGAACGUAUUCGAGCAACUGCCGGAGCAAUAUCCCGCAUUCUUUCGGCACGUUCUAGAGACUUGUUUGCCCAAGCCAGGAACAACUGAGAAUCGCAGCACCUUACGCGAACGAACUGCGCUGCUUAUGUUUCUAAAUCACUGCUUCAACAGCAUGGAAAUCGAACUGUGCCGCGAGCAGGCAAAACGUCUAGUUUCGCUCUCCAUGUGGCAUUGUUUGCAACCGAGACGUCGCGAGCAGGAGCUGCGUGAUGUGCCCGAGUGGCGCAAGUACUGGAAACGGCUGCAGAAGAAGGAGAAAGACAGUCCUAAGCCGGACGUGAUGUGGGAACGCCACUUUAUGCAGAAUCUCAUCAUUGACUUCCUGCGCAUUCUUGAACGCAUUCCACUCGAGGGCGAACUCAACAGCAAUGUGGUGCAUUAUUGCGAGCGCUUCCUCGAGUUCAUCAUUGACUUGGAAGCGCUCUUGCCCACACGUCGUUUCUUUAACACUGUGCUCGAUGAUUGCCAUUUGAUAGUGCGGGCGUUGAUGAGCCCGUUGGUGCAGCGUGAGGAAGGAAAACUAUUUGGUCAGUUGUUGGAUAUGCUCAAGUUCUACACCCGCUUCGAAAUCAACGAUGUGACGGGCAACUCUCUGACGGAUCAUGAUAUGACCCAACUCCAUUACAAAAAGAUCACCUCACUGCAACGUGCCAUGUUUGCGAAGUUCACCUCACUGCGCACCUUUGCCUUGUCCAAUGUGGCAACAGUUGACAAUCGUGAGUCGCUGGAGAAACACUUUGGUACUUUGGAUGCGAAUGGGCUCAAACAAAUUGCAUCGUUCCUCAAUUUGGUCCCAGAUGAGGCAGUAGAGCCCUUUCAAUGGCAUCGCUUGGAUGAGGAAUUCCUGCGUGAAUUACUGGUGACGCGACAUGAAAAACGUUGCUCACAACUAGAGGCACUGAAUGAGAUGCCGCUGUAUCCCACAGAGCAGAUCAUUUGGGAUGAGAAUGUGGUGCCAUCAGAAUACUACACUGGAGACACUUGUCUGGCACUGCCCAAGCUCAACUUACAGUUCCUUACGCUCCACGAUUAUUUAUUGCGCAACUUCAAUCUAUUCCGACUAGAGAGCACAUACGAGAUCCGUCAGGACAUCGAGGAUGCAGUUAGUCGCAUGCUACCUUGGCAAUCGGAGGAUGGCGACGUUGUUUUUGGUGGCUGGGCACGCAUGGCACUGCCCAUUGCUAGUUUUGCCGUUGUCGAAGUGGCCAAGCCGCAUCUAGGCGAGAAAAAGCCAUCACGAGUACGCGCCGAUGUGGGCGUAACACUCUCGGUGCGUCAUGAGAUCAAGAAGGAGUGGGAAAAUCUGCGCAAACACGACGUCUGCUUUCUGAUCACUGUCAAACCUACACAACCCUAUGGCACCAAAUAUAAUCCACGAGAGCCAUUCAUACCUCAAGUGGGCUUAGUCAGUGUGCGUGGGUGUGAGGUAGAGGGCAUGCUGGAUGCCAACGGACGUGUCAUUGAGGAUGGACCUGAGCCAAGGCCGCAGCUGCCUGGCGAACAGCGCAGUUAUCGCGUCUGGCUGGACUCCAAUCAGUAUCGCAUGGACAUGGACGAUUUGCAGGACGGUUCGGACGAUGUCUACGAGAGCUUUAAUAUACUGAUGCGUCGCAAGCCAAAGGAGAACAAUUUCAAGGCCGUGCUGGAAACCAUACGCCAUCUAAUGAACACCGAGUGUGUGGUUCCUCCUUGGCUGCAUGAUAUACUUCUAGGUUACGGCGAUCCGGGUGCAGCACACUACAGCAAUAUGCCCAAUCAGGAGCGCACGCUAGAGUUCAAUGACACCUUCCUCGACUACGACCACUUGAAGGCUAGUUUUCCCGACUAUGAACUGAAGUGUGAGGCUGCCGAGGGAAGCAGGGAGCCACCAUAUCGCCUUACGUUUGAAGAUGUUGCCGCGCAGCGGGACAGUGAUGACGAGGAGGAAACGGAGCAGAAAGCUACAACUAAAUCCAUUGCUGUGCAGCCAUACAAGUACGAGGCAAGAGGUCCCUAUCCCAGUGACAAGCCUAAGCAAAACUGCAUACGUUUUACGCCCACUCAAAUUGAAGCCAUCAGGGCCGGCAUGCAGCCGGGUCUAACGCUGGUGGUGGGUCCCCCAGGAACGGGUAAAACGGAUGUUGCCGUGCAAAUCAUUUCCAACAUCUACCACAAUCAGCCCAAUCAACGCACUCUUAUUGUAACACACUCCAAUCAGGCACUCAAUCAGCUCUUUGAGAAGAUUAUGGCGCUGGACAUUGAUGAACGGCAUCUGUUACGUCUCGGUCAUGGCGAGGAGACGCUCGAGACCGAAAAGGAUUACAGUCGCUACGGGCGUGUCAAUUAUGUGCUGGCCAAACGCAUGGAUCUGCUCAGCCAAGUGCAACGGCUUCAGGAGGCAGUCGGUGUCAGUGGCGAUAAUGCGUACACUUGUGAGACGGCAGGUUACUUCUUUCUAUACAAUGUGAUGGCACGUUGGGAAAAAUUCCAGAGCCAAAUCGAGUCGCAACGUGAGGAAACCGAUAUGCAGAAGUUGAGCGCACUGUUUGAGAAGGAGUUUCCCUUCACUAAAUUCUUUGCGGAUGCACCUCAACCACUCUUCAUGGCCAACAGCUUUGCGGAACUCAUGGGUAUAGCCGAGUCAAACUUCCGCUACAUCUCGGACAUAUUCACAGAGUUGGAGGAGUUCCGCGCUUUUGAGUUGCUGCGUACAGGACUCGAUCGCUCCAAGUAUUUGCUAGUGAAAGAGGCAAAGAUCAUUGCCAUGACCUGUACACAUGCAGCCCUCAAGCGUAAGGAACUGGUUAAUCUAGGCUUCCGCUAUGACAACAUCUUGAUGGAGGAGUCGGCGCAGAUCUUGGAGAUCGAAACAUUUAUUCCUUUGCUGCUGCAGAAUCCUCUUGAUGGGCUAAAUCGUUUAAAGCGCUGGAUUAUGAUUGGAGAUCACCACCAGCUGCCGCCUGUCAUCAAGAACAUGGCCUUCCAGAAGUACUCGAACAUGGAACAGAGUCUCUUCACGCGUUUGGUCCGUCUCGGCGUACCCACUGUCGAUCUGGAUGGCCAGGGUCGUGCACGUUCCAGUAUCUGCGAUCUGUACAAGUGGCGCUACAAAAAGCUGGCGGAUUUGCAGCACAUUUUCGAGCAUGACGAGUACAAGAAAGCAAAUGCUGGUUUGGCAUACGAUUAUCAGCUAAUCAAUGUAGAAGACUUCAAGGGCGUGGGUGAAAGCGAGCCCAAUCCUUACUUCUAUCAGAACCUUGCCGAGGCGGAAUAUAUUGUGGCUCUGUAUAUGUACAUGCGUCUACUGGGUUAUCCGGCUGCCAAAAUAUCCAUAUUGACCACCUACAAUGGUCAGAAGCAUCUCAUUCGCGAUGUCAUUAAUGCGCGCUGCGGCAACAAUCCACUCAUUGGCUGGCCGCAUAAGAUUACCACCGUGGACAAAUAUCAGGGCCAACAGAAUGAUUACAUACUCAUCUCCCUGGUGCGCACCAAGGCUGUGGGACAUCUACGUGAUGUUCGUCGGUUGGUUGUGGCUAUGAGUCGUGCUCGACUCGGUCUCUAUGUCUUUGGUCGCGUCUCGCUGUUUAAGAACUGCCUGGAACUACAACAGACUUUUAAAUUGCUCACACAACGUCCGCUGAAGCUGCGAGUAGUGUCAAGCGAUGAUUAUCCAACUGAGCGACUUACCACUGAUCCGGUCAGCAAUGACUCCAGGACAAUAGAGAACAUGUCUGAAAUGGCAGAAUUUGUUUACCAACUGUACACAAAGAAAAUGGAACAGAUGAAGGAUACACUGCCCACCGAAGAAGAACUACGCGCUAUGCGUAGACAGUUGCCUACGGAUGAUAACGACGAGAAUAACGAGGAACCUGUCGCUUCAACAGAGCUCGACGAUGAGCCACCUCAAAAACGUGCUGCAAAAGAAACUAAAAAGAAAACGGCAGCUGUAUUCAAGCCAACGCCCAUACUCAACGAGAUUAACGUGGACGAGGCCGAAAUGGAACAACAGGAAGCACCAGCUGACACGGAUACGGAGUCCUCCACGCAGCAAACUAAAGAACAAACCCCAAAAACAGACGAGUCUUAGUUGUUC